GGUGUUGGAAGCUGCGGAGGAGCGAGUCUAGGGAGCUGGUGCGGUUUGAGAUCGACUGGUUCAAGGUUGCGGAUUGGUGGUGGGGUGAGCGUCUGGGUUUCUGCCCAUCCUUCCCGUUGAUAUCCAGUAUGGACCUGGCGUUGGACUUGGAUGACCAGGACCUGCUGGACUUCCUGCUAGAGGAAAGCGGAGAUUUGGGGGCCGAGCAGCCCCUUUCCGAGACGCUGAGUGAAUGGGAGGCAGAGGAUUUCCUGAGUUCCCUGCUGAGUCCUCCAGCAUCGUUGAACGUCCUUAGCUCCUCUGAUUCCUGUCUUGUUCACCAUGAUCAUACCUACUCUAUCUCACAGCAUGUCUCCAUAGAUCUAGAUGGUGGGAACUAUGGAAAAGAGGGGGCCCAGGCGACUCCACUGCGUGUGGAGGAGCCAGCAGAGCAGGAAAUUGCUAGGCUGAUACUGACAGAUGAGGAGAAGAGGCUGUUGGAGAAGGAGGGGCUUACUCUGCAUGGGACACUUCCUCUUACUAAGAUGGAGGAGCAAGUUCUGACACGAGUGCGGAGGAAAAUUAGAAACAAAAAGUCUGCUCAGGAGAGCCGCAGGAAGAAGAAGGUGUAUCUGGGAGGUUUAGAGAGCAGGGUCUUGAAAUACACAGCCCAGAAUCUGGAGCUACAGAACAAAGUACAGCUCCUGGAGGAACAGAAUUUGUCCCUUCUGGACCAGCUGAGGAGACUCCAGGCCAUGGUGAUUCAGGUGUCAGACAAAACGAGCAGCACCAGCACCUGCGUCUUGGUCCUACUUUUCUCCUUCUGUCUGCUCAUCGUACCUGCUAUGUACUCCUCUGACACAAGGGGGAGCCUGCCAGCUGAGCAUGGAGUGUUGUCCCGCCAGCUUCGUGCCCUCCCCAGUGAGGACCCUCACCAGCUGGAGCUGCCUGCCCUGCAGUCAGAGGUACCAAAGGACAGUUCAGACCAAGAGAUCCAGGCUCCUGGCAACUCUUGCUGCCUGCUCUACCACAUGCCUCAGGCUCCUGGUGCUGAGCCUCCCCUGAAGUUGCCACUUCCUGUCCCUUCCUCAAAGUCCCCCUGCCCAGGUCCCGCCCUUCCCCUGCAUGCAAAUUUCACAAGAGAUGGGGAAUGGUUCCCUACUCACAGCCCCACAUCUGUUAUCCUACAGGGCAGAUUUUCAGGCUAGAUUUGGGGGGGGGGGGUGCUAUGCCAGAGCCUGCGGUUCCUAGUCUGUGUCCAAAUGAAAGGAAUGGGAGAGGGCUAGUGUGAGCUCAUGCGUCCUGUGUCAGGAAGCCUGAGAGUUCAAACACACCACACUUAACUGGCUUUCUGGGUCUUUUAUUUGUACCCACGUAAAUCUACCACCCCUUGAGUGGGCCUGGGGGAAUCAACCGACCUCGUUAAACAUUUCAUGCAGUGAGGGGAUUGGGUGAGGAGAGAAAUAAAUAAGUGAUUCUGAUGCUUGGAUCACCUUCAACCCCU
Messenger RNA from Zalophus californianus (California sea lion), 1483 nucleotides. It is a transcript of the gene CREB3, whose product is annotated as cAMP responsive element binding protein 3. The record is from RefSeq and is a predicted model, not a curated record. Lineage: Eukaryota; Metazoa; Chordata; Mammalia; Carnivora; Otariidae. The transcript is spliced from 9 exons. Gene Ontology annotation, cellular component: nucleus. The coding region runs from base 129 to 1187 and encodes 352 amino acids. Gene Ontology annotation, molecular function: DNA-binding transcription factor activity, RNA polymerase II-specific; RNA polymerase II cis-regulatory region sequence-specific DNA binding. Gene Ontology annotation, biological process: regulation of transcription by RNA polymerase II.